GUUUUGUUUAUAUGAAUAUUGAAAUGGUUGAUAACAAAACUUUCAACCGAAGUUAUGAGAGGACAAUCAAGGAUGUAUGCCAAGUCAUCCAUCAUGCAAAAUUGGAAGAAAAAGACUUGAGACCUUUGACUCAGGUGUUGUACUUUGCUGAAGAAUUUCCUGAUUAUAAAAUUCUUGAAUUGGACAAAGAAGUUUUUAAGUGUUUAAAGGAGUCUGGAAAAUUGGUCUUUAGAGGACAAAAAACAGAUAAAGCAGUACUUUGCACUAAUAAUAAAACUUUCGACAUUAAGGAAGCAGAAACUUCCAACUCAAUGUUACUUGUUCCCAAUCUGAAGUUUGCUGAAGAUGUACCUGUUGAAUUAGGUGAUAGAGAUAUUGAAGAGAAAGAGAUUGUAGGGGUUUAUCAUGAAUACUUUGAGUUAAAACAAAUCAGGCCUCGUCUCUUGCCUUUAAGAAACUUUCUCAAGAUGAAACCUUAUAAAGGUAUUGAACUUGAAGAGGAAGACCAAUCUGGUGAAGGAUAUUUUAGUACCGAAAAGCUAUUAGAGGUUGUACAAGCUAGUGAAGAAGAACUUGUUGAUGCUUUACGUGAUGUCCAAGCGUUUUCUGUAAAUGAUAAAUGGCGAAUAUUGGAUAAUGAUUACCACUUCAGAGUAUUAAGCCAAUUUUUAGGUUUAGUUGAAUCUAAUAGUUGGCCUCUAGAUCAAGUACCUAUUGGUGAAAGUCUUUCUGAGCUAUCUGCACUGUUUCCGGAUUAUGUAUUACAUCACAUUUUUCAAAUAUAUCUUGAACCGUCUGGUGAUUAUACUGAUACUGGUGAUGAACUGUUUAGGCUGGUUGACUACAAAGUUUGUCGUUUUCUUGGCAGUUAUCUGUUAAGACCAGUGGAGAAAUUUAAUUUAAAUGAUUUUCUUAGAACUUGGCAAGAUAGUGUACCUGAAGGAAUGAUAACCUCUCUUGAACAGCUCGGUGGUUUAGCUGUUUUGACCCCUGAUUCGAGACCGCCAGCCAUUUGGCUUCUUGAUGAAGAAGAUCUGCCUGAAGAUUUUCAAGAAAGAUUUACCAUUCUUUUUUCUGCCAAAGAAAGCUGGACUUAUGAUGAAAUACAGCCAUAUAUUAAGAGGUUAGCUACGGAGAAGCAGUCUGUAAAUUCAAUACUCACAAAAUACUCCAGAACUUCGAAUGUUAACGGAGUAAGAUACCAUAGUGCAAGGCACGGAAAAUAAGAUUGUUAAAUUUUUUAAAUUUUAUUAUGUUAUAAUAUUGUUCCACAUUGUGUAUUACUUUGUUUAUUAGCUAUUGUUUGUAUGUAAUUUUAUUUUAAUAACAGUUGAUUU
Nezara viridula (southern green stink bug) is the source of this 1337-nucleotide messenger RNA. The record is from the annotation of a GenBank genome assembly. NCBI's taxonomy places the organism in Eukaryota, Metazoa, Arthropoda, Insecta, Hemiptera, Pentatomidae.